AUGCUUCAGCGGCUCCCAGUCCGCAGUCCCUUGUCCACCGCGGGCCGCCCACGCCGCCCUCUUUUCCAGCUCGGCAGUAGUAUUUUAAAGUGUCACAAGAGGGCGCCGCUCGCUAAUCUCGGGCCCCACGGCCGCGCUCUCUGGGAUGCUGGGCGAUUGGGCAAUUACGCCCACGCAGUAACGGGGAGGGGGAGCCGGGAAACUAAAAAGCAGAACGCUACGGGCGGCACGCCCUCCUGUUUCACCGCCGCUUUAGUCUCCAUCUUUAGAAAGGGCGGAAUCACCGCGAAUAAGGGAAAGGUGCUACUGGCAGCGGUCUUUGCUGACUCCAAUUCCAACAUCAUGAAUGAGUCAUUUGCUCACCUCCGCUUUGCAGGAGGGUACCUGCCGUCUGACUCGGAGGACUGGAGGACCAUCAUCCCGGCUCUCUUGGUGGCUGUGUGCCUCGUGGGCUUCGUGGGGAACCUAUGUGUGAUUGGCAUUCUCCUUCACGGUGUUUGGAAGAGAAAGCCAUCCAUGAUCCACUCCCUGAUUCUGAAUCUCAGCCUGGCUGACAUCUCUCUACUCUUUUCUGCACCUGUCCGGGCUACAGCAUACUACAAAGGUGUUUGGGAUCUAGGCUGGUUUGUCUGCAAAUCCUCUGACUGGUUCAUCCAUACGUGCAUGGCAGCCAAGAGCCUGACAAUUGUUGUGGUUGCCAAAGUGUGCUUCAUGUAUGCAAGUGACCCAGCCAAGCAAGUGGGUAUCCACAACUGCACCAUUUGGUCAAUGCUAUUGGCCAUCUGGGUUGUAGCCAGCCUACUUCCCCUGCCAGAAUGGUUCUUUAGCACCACCAGACGUCACGCAGGUGUGGAAAUGUGCCUCAUGGAUGUGCCAGCUGUGGCUGAAGAAUUCAUGUCAAUAUUCGGUAAGCUCUACCCUCUCCUGGUGUUUUGCCUUCCUUUACUUCUGGCCAGCUUUUAUUUCUGGAGAGCUUAUGGCCAAUGUAAAAAACGAGGUACAAAAACUCAAAACCUUAGAAACCAGAUGCGUUCAAAGCAACUCACAGUGAUGCUGCUAAGCACUGCAAUGACCUCUGCUCUCCUGUGGCUCCCUGAAUGGGUAGCCUGGCUGUGGGUAUGGCACCUAAAGGCUGGAGGUCCAAUGCCACCACAGGGUUUUAUAGCCCUAUCUCAAGUCCUGAUGUUUUCCAUCUCUACAGCAAACCCUCUCAUUUUCCUAGUGAUGUCUGAAGAAUUCAAGGCAGGCUUGAAAGGCGUAUGGAAAUGGAUAACCAGAAAGCCUGCAGGUGCCUCAGAGGUUCAGGGGGCACCAGCUAAAACCACAGAGGCCCCUCUGGACAAGGCUCCAUCUCCAGAGUCCCAGACAUCCAUCCCAGAGACCGAAAGACCUGGCUUUCUCAGCUCCGGCAAAGAGAAAAUCAACAAGGCAGUGGCUCCCAUCCUCCCUGACGUCGAGCAAUUCUGGCAUGAGAGGGACACCGUCCCUUCGGCACAGGACAAUGACCCUAUACCCUGGGAACAUGAAGGCCAAGAGACAGAGGGCUGCAAUUAG
Meriones unguiculatus (Mongolian gerbil) is the source of this 1554-nucleotide messenger RNA. It is a transcript of the gene Gpr151, whose product is annotated as G protein-coupled receptor 151. Gene Ontology annotation, biological process: G protein-coupled receptor signaling pathway. Gene Ontology annotation, molecular function: G protein-coupled receptor activity. NCBI's taxonomy places the organism in Eukaryota, Metazoa, Chordata, Mammalia, Rodentia, Muridae. The transcript is spliced from 2 exons. Bases 1 to 1554 code for a protein of 517 amino acids. The record is from RefSeq and is a predicted model, not a curated record. Gene Ontology annotation, cellular component: membrane.